Molecule: messenger RNA, 417 nt
Organism: Papaver somniferum (opium poppy)
Lineage: Eukaryota; Viridiplantae; Streptophyta; Magnoliopsida; Ranunculales; Papaveraceae
Exons: 1
Coding region: 1-417 (138 amino acids)
Source: RefSeq, a predicted model, not a curated record
AUGACACCUAUCAUUAUUCUUCAAGAAACAAAGAUGAUGCAGUGUACAAGCUUUGAUGUUAUGCAAAUCUGUGGUAAUAGUAAAUUUGGAUGGACUUUCCUACAAUUUGUUGGAAGUUCAGAAGGCAUGUUAAUACAUUGGUAUAACGACUUCUUGGAGGUUACAGAUUCUCUAGUUGGUGAUUAUACUCUUCCAAUAUCAUGUGUCAAUAAAUUUGAUGAUUUUGCGUGGGCCCUUACAAAUGUAUAUGGACCUAAAAACCCAAUUGAUAGAGAUGACUUUUGGGUUGAACUGGAUAAUGCCUGUAGUUACUGGGAUCUACCUUGGUGCAUAGGUGGAGAUUUCAACACUGUGAAAACUUGUGUUGAGAAGAAGAAUUGUACCAAACUGUCCGUUUAUCAAUUCACUUAUCCAUAA